Molecule: messenger RNA, 222 nt
Organism: Caenorhabditis elegans
Lineage: Eukaryota; Metazoa; Nematoda; Chromadorea; Rhabditida; Rhabditidae
Gene: nspd-10
Product: Nematode Specific Peptide family, group D
Exons: 1
Coding region: 1-222 (73 amino acids)
Source: RefSeq, marked reviewed
AUGGCGGAUAAGUCGGCAUACAUGGGCGCUGGUGGUUAUGGAUCGGGCUACAUGGGCUCAAAUGCAUCCUCUUCUGGAUACGCUCGUGAAGACUAUGCACAGGGACAGGGUGGUCAAUCCAACAACAAUAACAACAAUCAAGGAGGUUCCGGUGGAAAUACCAAUCCAGGAGGACAAGUGUUCAAGGCACGCACUGACCAGUCGUGCUACUUGGGAUCCUAA